AUGCGGAGGGGUAGAGCCGCCGGCAGAGCCGCCUUCGCCGCAUCGCCGCGCCGUCCCCGGGGGGCGGCCGCCGCCUGGCCCCAGCGGCCGCUGGCGGGCCCGCGCGGCUGAGGCGGGCGGAGGCGGACCCGCCGAGGAUGAGUGCGGGCUGCGGGCGGGACCCCCCUCGGAAGAGAGCCCGGCCGAGCACCCCCAGCCCCGGUGGCAGCUCCCAGGGAGAGUGGCUGCUGUCGCUCGGUCCCCUCCAGGAGGGGCCCGGGGGCAGCAGCUCCAGCGGCGGCAGCCCCGCCACCGCCGUGGGGAACAAAGUUUGUAAGCAACGGACAAUUACCGCUUGGUUGGAGAAUAAAGGACCCAAGACAACUGAGUCCAAAAGCUUACACAGCAAAAUUAAUAACAAUACUGAAGCAAAUCCCAAGAUGACCUCCAUUAAAAAAGAGAACUUUUGUGAGCAUGAUGUGGCAAAGCUAGAGAAUGUUUGUCAGCAGAAUUAUUCAAAAAUAUCUAUGGAAGUUGGUGCAAAGCAUGUGAACUUGCCUCAGACAGGGAGCAUGUGUAACUGGGAGGCUGAGGACAAAGAUCCAGUCUUAGACACAGAGCCUGUGAAGGGGAUGCAGUCUGGAGACCUCUUUAAAAACGCCAACAUCGAUCAGAUGCACAAAACUGGCAAGCUGGCACAGAGAGGCUGUGACGAAAGCAGUGACAAUUGGACUCAGAGGAAAUUAUCAUCAGGCCGCUCCUUGAAAAUGGGAAAUACAAAAAUUUCUUCAAAAGACACUGAGACAGACAGACAAGUGGCUUCAUGCAACUCACAGAAGCUGAAGAGUUGCAAUUCUGUCUGUUUAAUGGGUGAACAAGAAGAAGGGGAUGUAGUUCCAGAAAGUCCACUUUCAGAUGCUGGUUGUGAUGCUUGUGUAUCUGAUAUUGGAGGUCCUGGGAAACUGAGCAAAUAUCAGAGCAGUUCAGGGGAUUCACCUGCUUUUGAGAAAGAAAGUGAACCGGAGUCGCCAAUGGAUGUAGAUAACUCUAAAAAUAGCUGUCAUGGGUCAGAGGCUGAUGAAGAAACGAGUCCAUUUCUUGAUGAGCGAGAGGAGAUUAAUAUGUCAAAAUCCAUAAACAAAUCUUUUAGGAUUCAAUAUGGGGAUGCUGAACUGGAGUCAAGAAAGUCAUGUUUUUCUGCCAAGGGCUGUGAAAGCUUUGAGGAAACAGAUAAUUCUGUUAAAGAGGAUGGUCUGCAUACAAAGCCACCUGGGAUCUCUCCUGCUCCAUCAUCAGAAUGCAAAGGCGCAAAACAGGGUGUGAAGAGAGACUCCAAAAUCACCUCUCACUUCAUGAGGAUACCUAAAGUUGAGGAGAAAAGCAGGAAAGAAAAGUGUGAAUUCAAACCCCAAAGGCCAGGAAGAAAGAUUCCUAAAUAUAUGCCACCUCCUCUUCCAACUAAUAAGAAAUGGUUUGGGACACCGAUUGAAGAGAUGAGAAGAAUGCCUAUGUGUGGGGCCCGUCUUCCUCAUCUGCGACCCUCAGCCAAUCAUACAGUAACCGUCAGAGUAGAUCUUCUGAGGGAAGGAGAGGUGCCUAAACCUUUUCCAACUCACUACAAAGAUUUAUGGGACAACAAACAUGUUAAAAUGCCCUGCUCAGAACAAAAUUUGUACCCUAUGGAGGAUGAGAACGGAGAUAGAACUGCUGGAAGUCGAUGGGAACUAAUCCAAACUGCCUUACUUAACAAAUUUACUUGCUCACAUGAUUUGAAGGAGGCCAUACUGAGGUACAACGUUGCUUAUUCCAAGAAAUGGGACUUCACAGCUCUUACCGACUUCUGUGAGAAGGUUCUUGAAGAUGCGGAGGCUCAACAUUUGUUCCAGUCCAUUCUUCCUGAUAUGGUCAAACUGGCACUCUGUCUACCUAGUAUCUGCACCCAGCCAAUACCUCUACUGAAACAAAAGAUGAAUCACUCCAUCACAAUGUCACAGGAACAGAUUGCUAGUUUUCUGGCCAAUGCUUUCUUCUGUACUUUUCCACGUCGCAAUGCAAAGAUGAAGUCUGAGUAUUCUAGUUAUCCAGACAUUAACUUCAACAGAUUGUUUGAAGGACGGUCACCACGGAAGCCUGAGAAACUUAAGACCCUUUUCUGCUAUUUUAGGAGAGUCACAGAAAAAAGACCUACAGGAUUGGUGACGUUUACAAGACAGUGUCUCCAGGAGUUUCCAGACUGGGAAAGAUCUCAGAAAAAACUGUCUAGAUUGCAUGUCACCUAUGAAGGCACCAUCGAAAGCAAUGGACAAGGUAUGCUACAGGUUGACUUUGCAAACCGUUUUGUUGGAGGUGGUGUGACCGGGGCAGGACUAGUACAAGAAGAAAUUCGUUUUUUAAUCAACCCAGAACUGAUUGUAUCUAGGCUCAUCACUGAAGUCUUGGAUCACAAUGAAUGUCUUAUCAUCACAGGUACUGAGCAGUACAGUGAGUAUACAGGCUAUGCAGAAACUUACCGGUGGGCAAGAAGCCAUGAAGAUAAGACCCCAAGGGAUGAAUGGCAGCGACGCUACACUGAAAUUGUUGCUAUAGAUGCAUUUCACUUCAGACGUUUCCUUGAUCAGUUUGGUCCGGAGAAAAUUAGAAGAGAGCUCAACAAGGCCUACUGUGGCUUCUCUCGACCCAAUGUUCCACCUCAACAUCUCUCUGCAAUAGCCACAGGAAACUGGGGAUGUGGUGCCUUUGGAGGGGACUCCAGAUUAAAAGCCUUAAUACAGAUAUUGGCAGCUGCUGAGGCUGGACGUGAUGUUGUUUAUUUUACCUUUGGAGAUGUCGAGCUGAUGCAGGAUAUUUACAGCAUGCACACUUUUCUCUGUGAGAAGGGCCAAACUAUUGGGGACAUUUACAGGCUGUUACUGAGAUAUUACAAUGAAGAAUGCAGAAGCUGUUCUACUUCAGGACCAGAUAUCAAGCUGUACUCUUUCAUAUACAACGCCGUUGAGUCCUAUGCAGAUUCUGAUGAUGAUGAAGAAAAAGGGUUGUGCUUUGAGGAUUAAAAUAAAUGUAUUUGAUCAGAAUAUUAUUCCUUUCCUCCCACUGGUAUAUUGUGUGAAUUGCUGGGUAUAAUGUAUGAAUUGGCUUAACUUAAUAUAUAUUGACAGCAUUGGUAGUCAUGUGUAACACCCAGACCAAAAAAAAAACCAAACCAAAAAAACAUCACCUUUGUGAGAUGAGAUUUUUUGUUUGGUGGUUUCAUACAUGAAAACCCUGUUCAUGUGUGUACAGAAAAGAUUUCUUUGGUAAAUCUGGCUUGCAUUAUACCUUGUUAAGCAGGAUAUUCCGGUAUACAUUUGUAUUUCAGUCGAGAGACUGCUGAAAGACUUCAGAAGAUAUCUCUGUACUCCUUUGCCUUUAUUUUUCAGAGAUCUUACCUAGAUUUCUCAUGUAAGCUUAGUGCUGGAGUACAGGCAGCCAUGUAACUCCUGGGAUGAGUUUAGAGAGAAGCAUUGUCAUGAUCAUUCUUACUGAAAAUUGUAAUAAUUUUAUUACCUCUGUAAGACUGCCACAGUACCUUCAUUGUUCUUAUCAACUUUUUCAUUCAUUUAACUUAAAAUGUCCUGGUUUUAAUCUUUUGUUUUUUAAUAAAUGGUUAAAAAAUGAAAAA
Grus americana (Whooping crane) is the source of this 3637-nucleotide messenger RNA. It is a transcript of the gene PARG, whose product is annotated as poly(ADP-ribose) glycohydrolase. The record is from RefSeq and is a predicted model, not a curated record. The transcript has 18 exons. Gene Ontology annotation, biological process: nucleotide-sugar metabolic process; ATP generation from poly-ADP-D-ribose; carbohydrate metabolic process. Gene Ontology annotation, molecular function: poly(ADP-ribose) glycohydrolase activity. Gene Ontology annotation, cellular component: nucleus; cytoplasm. NCBI's taxonomy places the organism in Eukaryota, Metazoa, Chordata, Aves, Gruiformes, Gruidae. Bases 138 to 3029 code for a protein of 963 amino acids.